Molecule: messenger RNA, 2165 nt
Organism: Saprolegnia diclina VS20
Lineage: Eukaryota; Oomycota; Saprolegniomycetes; Saprolegniales; Saprolegniaceae
Exons: 1
Coding region: 1-2079 (692 amino acids)
Cellular component (GO): plasma membrane
Molecular function (GO): oxidoreductase activity
Source: RefSeq, a predicted model, not a curated record
AUGGGCCACACAUCGACCUAUGAGGCGAUGGCGACUCCGCCACUGCACGCGCCACUGGACGCUGAAGUCAAGUCGGUGCCGCGCAAGCUUGCUCUCGCCGCGCACUGGGUCGCGGGACUGCUCGUGCUCUACGCUAUCUUUGGUACCACGGUCAUCUACAGUCAAACGUCGAUCGACAUUAUGAACAACUUUCUCUGUCCGCUCUUUGGCGUCGACCCGUACAAGUGGCCGAGCGGCCACUACGAGAUGGUGGACGCCGGGUACUUCUUAUUUGCGUCCAUCUUGCCGAUAUUUGUGGCCUUCUUGCUCGUGCGCCUCGUGUCCCACGGCGCGACGUUUCCGAUUUUCCGUGUGUCGUAUGCGCUGCAGCGCAAGCCACGUUUCCUCAACUCGCUCGUGACCUACGGCGAGGCGCUCUUCCUUCUCGUUGUCGUUGGCGGCAACAUCCUCUUCUUCUACUUCUCCUACACGAUCCGUGUCGAGCCCACGAGCACGAACGAGCGACGGCUCGAGGCGGCGGCCGCUGCCUUUGGCUUUUUGACGGCGUACAACAUGGCGUUUCUUGCGCUGCCGGCGUCGCGCCACUGCUUUUGGAUGGAGUGGCUCGGUAUUCCAUACGCCCACGGCAUCAAGUACCAUCGCUGGCUCGGGAUUUUGUCGAUUUUGGCGCUCGUCUUGCACACAAUCGUCUACGUCGUGUCGUAUGCGCGCAAGCACGAGCUCAUGAAGAUGCUACCGUGCUUUGAUUGCGACAUUGGUGACGAAGGCUACGAGAACUGGAUGAUCUCGUUCGGAUGGCUCUCGGGCUUUGCCAUGUUCAUCAUGGGCAUGACGUCGAUCUCGUAUGUGCGCCGACGCUACUACAACGUCUUUUACGUCACGCACUUUCUCUUUAUUCCGGCCACGAUCUUUGCCGCCAUGCAUUGGUCGGGCGUCCUCCUCUUUUGCUUUGUCUCGAUGGUGCUCUACAUUGGCAACCGCAUGAUGUCGUCGGCCACGAUCUCGGCGCCCGUCGUCGUCCGCAAGGCCAUCUCGUACCCGCACCAGGUCACCGAACUCAUCGUCGAGAUUGCGACGCACUACCAGGCCGGCGACGUCGUCUACCUCAAGGUCCCGGCCGUCUCCAAGACGCAGUGGCACCCGUUCAGUGUCGCGUCGACGCCGCUGCACACGCCUGGCACGAUGACGAUUUACCUCAAGAACCUCGGGCGCUGGUCGAGCCAAGUGUUCGAGUACGUCCGUCAGUGCAACGCUGCCCGUAUCGACCCUAUCAUCUACAUGGAUGGCGGCUACGUCUCGCCCGCACUCGUUCCAGCGUCGUUUGAGAAGGUGGUCUUCAUCGGCGGCGGCAUCGGCGUCACCCCGCUCAUGGCCCAGAUCAUGCACGUCUUGUACACGGCGCCGUCGCAGGAAGUCCAUUUGGUCUGGCACGUCCGCGACCUCCGCAUGAUGACGCAGUUCCAGCAGUGGUUCCACGAAGCGACGGGUCUCUCGUCCAACUUGCGCCUCCACCUCUUUGUGACCAAGUCGUCGCCGCCUGAUGACGAGACCGCCGCUUCCUCGACCGCGUUUGACCUCAAGGCGUCCGACAUUCCGCCGCGGCCGUACGCCAACGUGUCGAUGCUCCGCCAGACGCUGCUUUUUGUCAGCGCCUUCCUCGGCGCUGGCAUCCUCUUCGUCGUGGUCCACUAUGGCAACAAGAUUUCGACCAUCAACGCAGCGUACUGGCCGAUUCAGAGCUUCAUGGAGUUUGUGGCGAUCGUCGUUGGGUCGUAUUGGGCCUACGUCGUCGUCUUGAUCAAGCCGUAUACGCCCACACCGGUCGCCAAAUCACCUGUCGACGAGAUGCCCAAGGAGCCGACCAUGUCGGACGAGGCGUUCGUCGAGCGCUAUAGCGUCCAGCGAGGUCGCAUGGACUGGUCCGUCUUCUUUGCGAAUCUUGUGAACGACACGGCAGCGACUGCGCCGACACCGGCGAUCGGUGUCUAUAUCUCUGGCCCCAAGACGCUCUCGCGCGCGAUCGAUGCCCAAGCGCACUCGGCGCAAUUUGCGGUGCACCAUGAAGAGUUUGAGAUGUAGUCGGCGUUCGCCACCGCGCUUUGUUUCUACAGUACAUGCAUAGUAUAAAUUUGCCUUUGAUAAAACCGGAAUCAUUCCAUGGACAA